GUUCAGUGUGGAAAAGAGAAAAAGUUUUUCGUUGAAUGUGAUUUUAUUAAUUUCCGAGUAAUUUUCUCAAUUUUCAUCGUUUGUCACGGCUUUUUAAAUCAACUAAAAAUGGAUCAACUUUUAAUGAAUGCAGCCCAGCAGCUUGAAAAUCAGUUGGAUAGUGAACUUCAAAAGCUGGAUAAUUUGACAGUUGAUGACAUUGACUCGAUUCGCGAGAAGAGAUUGAAGGAAAUGAAGGCACGGCAAGACAAAAUCAUUAUUUGGAAGAAUAAUGGUCACGGAGAAUACUCGGAAUUAGCUGACGAGAAAGAAUUCUUUGAAGUUUCGAAGAAAUCCGAGAACAUUGUUGUCCAUUUUUACCGUGAAUCGACUGAACGGUGUAAAAUUGUCGAUAAGCAUCUCAAGAUUUUGGCAUCAAAGCAUAUUGAAACAAAGUUCUGUAAAGUAAAUGCUGAAAAGUGUCCUUUCCUCACUCAACGUCUUAGAAUUAAAGUCAUUCCGAGCAUAGCAUUAAUAAAAGACAGCAAAACAAAAGAUUACAUUAUUGGAUUUACGGACCUCGGAAAUUGUGAUGAUUUCUCAACUGACAUGAUGGAAUGGAGAAUCGCACAAAGCGGAGCUAUUGAAUAUAAUGGAGAUUUAUUGACACCUCCAGAUGAGAAGAAACGACAAACUUAUUACAACAAGAACAAAACGAUUCGAGGCAAGACCUACGAUUCUGAUUCCGAUGAUGGCUUGGAUGAUUAAAAUGAUCUACCUUUUUAUAUAACUCUCUUUUCUUUUUAGAGCACAUUUCGUAUUAUUUUAUAUACUUUAACAAAUGCUUCAAAUUCUCAUUAAAAUUUUUUUUUUCGUCUAAAUUAAUAAAAGAAAACAAUUAAAAUUUUAUUUUAUAGAA
Chironomus riparius is the source of this 898-nucleotide messenger RNA. NCBI's taxonomy places the organism in Eukaryota, Metazoa, Arthropoda, Insecta, Diptera, Chironomidae. The record is from the annotation of a GenBank genome assembly.